Messenger RNA from Cannabis sativa, 1969 nucleotides. RefSeq lists its product as uncharacterized. The transcript is spliced from 2 exons. Bases 183 to 1325 code for a protein of 380 amino acids. The record is from RefSeq and is a predicted model, not a curated record. Lineage: Eukaryota; Viridiplantae; Streptophyta; Magnoliopsida; Rosales; Cannabaceae.
CUCCAGAUACUAUUGAUUUAGUGUAUGACGAGUAGGUGCUGCCGGGAGAAGGUCAAGAAAAGCAAUGGGGCUUUUCUGAGGAAGUUGAAGAAGGUGCAGGAGGACUCCGGGCUCUUCCUGAGGAAGUUGAAAAAAGUGAAGAAGAGCAAGAAAUUGCUCUAAUUCGCAAGCGUAAAGGCAAAAUGAUUGCCCAGGAGGAGCCCAAGCGGCCUCGGAGGGCUGAUACUCCGGCCCACGGUCUUGAUGGUGGGGUCUCUCCCAUGGAAGAACAUACUGCCCCUCCCAACAUUGUGCUGACUCCGGUUCCUGGAGACGAGGCGAGACAGGAGCUCCGGAUAGCUAAACACAACUACGCCAUGGAUGAAUACUCCCGGGGGUAUGCUGAGGUGGAAGCCCUUAGGAGGGUUUUGCGGGUUGAGGUGCAAAACACCAUCAAUAACCCGGAGUACCAGAAUCCGUGGGACCUAAAUUUGGACCCCCUAUCGGACUGGUUUGGUCGCCUCCUUGGGCCUACCUUAGCUCCCUUUGCUGCGGAGAUGACCGGCAAGUUUGCGUCUCAGCUUACCCGGUGCGCGCCUAAGCGGUUCGCUGCUUGUGCAUCCUUGAACUCCAUCUUCCAAGUCCAGGAUCUCAGCCACUCCCUCACUGUGCUUGCUGCCGAAGCUGGCCGCCUCUCCAAGAACAUAAUCAACCAUGGCUUCGUCCUGUCUGAUUUUGGGGACAUGAACGAAGUCAGGAAGGUUCUUCAGGAUCUUACUGCUGAGAGGCAGCUUUACCAAGAGGCUGCUGAGCGCCGGGAGGCCGCUGCCAAAGCUAAUGAGGAAGAGGCUAAGCGGAGGGAAGCCCAGGCGGAGGCGAUGAUCCGGGAGGAGGCCCUGCGGAGAGACUGGUUGGAGGCCAAGCACCAAGAGGAGCUGAGGGCGGAAGGUGAGGCUACUGCAAAGGCCAGGCAGGAGCUUCGGGAGGCCAGGGAAGCCUUGGACGAGAUGGUUGCCAAGGUGAGAUCCUUAGAGGAAACUCACCAGGCAAACUUAGAGUCCAGGGCCACUCUGGCCGCGGAGCUGAAGGAGCUCAGGGACUUCAAGGAACAAGCCUCAAAGAAGGCAAAAAGGGCUGAGCUUCUUUCUCCCGUUUCCUGCGGCCGGUGCCCUAAGCGCUUCGACGAUGGCGUCUUCAUGGCUUGGUCUACCAAUGACCAAAAUAUCAAGCUUACCUUCUACCCCAAACCUGAGGAGAUGAUUGCCAAAUUUCGGGAGAAGAAGAAAAAGCUUGAUGCCAUGGUGGAGGCACGUAUCGGACCUCGUCUCCCUCCGCGCAUUGAUUAGGCCGCUCGAGAUUAACCCAGUACAACCUGGAUUUCACCCACUUCUCUUUUUUUUUUUCCUUUAUAUAUAUUUGUUUAUAUACAGCUAUUUUGAGACAAUAUUUAUAUAGCUGUUUUUAUUUAGAGGGUAGACAAUUUCUAAGGCCUGUCCCCGGGCCAUUUGUAUAUAUUUUGACCUGCCCUUUAGGGCUAGGAUAUUUAUAAGUGAUCUUUUUUGAUGCACAUAUUUCUCUUUUUGACCUGUCCUUUGGAUCAGGAUUUUUAUACUUAUGCUUUUUAUUUUUGUGCAUACUCUUUUUGACCUGCCCUUUGGGUCAGGAUAUUUUACUUAGUUUGUUUUCUGUCUGUCCGUGCGGUAUACCCUAGUACCCCCCUCAGUGGCAUAGAAACUUUGUUUUUAAGGCACUCAGUUUUAUUCAACAUGUGGAGGAUGUAUACAUUUAGACGGUACAAACCCUUUAAACAAAGUCUAAGUUACAUUCUGGGCUAUUGGUAAUAUUUUCUGAGGUGAUCGGCAUUCCAAGCUCUUGGCACAAUGGUUCCAUCCAUUCUUUUUAGCUUGUAAGUGCUUGAGCCGAUUUCGUCCUCGAUUUCAUAUGGUCCUUCCCAAUUUGUCCCAAGUACCCCCACUCCGGGUUCUUGGGU